AUGAUGACAAGCAAGAGUGACCAUGAAGAUCCUCCUUGUCUACGUCUGUUGAAGUUCCCCACGACCUGGGACCCUACUACAGUGACAGAGAUCCAUGUGAGCCUUCGACCCGAAUGGAGUCAAUUCAUGCGAAGAUUCUCCCUUGGGUCCCAACCGAGUGAUAGCAGUGCCACUCCGUUGACCAGCAAUGUUCAAAGAAGCAGACGAAGAAUUACAGAACCCAUCAGGCUUAGUCAGCCUCAGCAAUUCUUGGCGUCUCUGCGAGCCCUUGGAACAACAACAACACUACUAGUAACAACACCCUCAAAGGGACCCUCAAAGGCACAACAAGAAAUGGAGACUUCCUUGCAACUGUUGGAACAAGAAGGACCUGGAUAUCUAGCAGAAGACAGUGAAAGUACCGCUUACACUCUCUACAAGGAAUACCUCAACAACUAUCAAACAGAACAACUUGACACAAAUGAUGAUUUGGAAUUGGACAUGAUUCCCUAUCUACAACUCGAUGCCAGUGCUGUUCCUGUCAAUAGCUACGACACUACAGACUCACAGCGACUGCUGCUUCUUGGACAGUUACCCACUCACAACAAUUAUAACAACGACAAGGACAACUCAGACAACCUCAUGGCGCAGUUUGCCACGGACUGUUCACGAAUGGCAAAACGACUCGAUUCCGCCUUUGAUUCUUGGAGGUCGAAUUCACCUAACAACAUGGACGAAAGUUGGAGGAGUUUGUGGACUCCAACGACACCACCCUGCAGUACUACUGGGGAACAGCUGCACCAUGCCAGUUGUCCUGACAGACUGGACAUUGCAUCCACAACCGAUGCAUGUGCUGUUGACAACGCUAUAGAGGAGCUCAACGAUGAGACUGAACCGACACUCAGCAUCAAUGACAAGGCCUUCACAACUACCAGUACUACUAAUCACUACCAACACAAUCAACAGAUUCUUCCCACGGAGUACGACAAUGCACAGGCACAGUUCCACAAUGUCUUUCACGAGUUUUGGCACUACUAUUGUUCCGCCAUUACUCAGUUGCGAACACAGGGGAUUCAGGAGGAGAUAAUACUCACGGAAAACCGGACUUGCGGCUCGCACAACAACAACAACGACAACAACAACAACAAACAACACCAAUACUUGUUUCUUCCAUCAUCUUCCAAUUCCUUUCAAGAAGACGAGUCCUUGUUCUUUCCAUUGAACGUGUACCGGGAAUUCUGGCACUAUUACCCAGCAGCCAUUCAAGAGGGGAUUAGGAACUCGUCGUUGCACGGAAUGUAA
This is a messenger RNA of Seminavis robusta, 1281 nucleotides long. Lineage: Eukaryota; Bacillariophyta; Bacillariophyceae; Naviculales; Naviculaceae. The record is from the annotation of a GenBank genome assembly.